Molecule: messenger RNA, 22039 nt
Organism: Porites lobata
Lineage: Eukaryota; Metazoa; Cnidaria; Anthozoa; Scleractinia; Poritidae
Source: the annotation of a GenBank genome assembly
GAUUUAUGGCAAGCGUGUGCGAUGAAAUUCGCUCAGAAUUCAAAACAAAAGCACUUAAAUGGUGCAGAAAGUACUUAGGAGGGAGCUGGAAAAAUCUGUCUUUGGAUGAGUUUUCCAUUGAACGGUUAGGGUACGUAUUUUUGUUACAACGCACCACACUGACAAGCUAAGCCCGUGGCCGCCUUGGCUUCGUCAUGCAGUUUUCUGUGUCCUUUCCAAUGCUCUUACUACCAUUUAUUUAUACCGUAACCUUAUGAGCACUUUGCUAUAAACGAAUUUGGUAUGAUUUGCAAAAGAGUUUCACAUUGCGACAUCCUAGACAUUGGUGCGAGCAUAAAAAGGCAGCUGAAGGAAUUAUAAUACCAUCUAUAAAUGGCAAAGUCAUGUGUUCUUCACGUUCAAGUUACAUAUAUUAUUUCCUUUGGUAGGCAAUUGUUUUAAUGUUCAGGGGGCAUGAGUUUUUGAGUGCAUUGAAUGUUAUUGUUGUAACGCAUGGACACUUAAAAGAUGAAUAUUUAUGAGUCCGCUGGGUUCGCCGCCAAGAAAAUCCCAGGAGAUUGGACUUUGGGCUCUCCUAUUAAAAUUCCUCUCUCCUCUGAAAAUCAGCAGUAAGGAAUUAAAAUCAGUAUGGAUGCUGCGUAGAUAAAUUAUCUAAAUAUGCAGCUUAGAUGCAUGUAUGGAUGGCAAAUAUUUUCUUUGUCAUUUAACUAUAAAUUAUUGAAUGAGGCUGAGUAUGAAGUGAAGAAUUAAGCAGGUCUAUGAAAAUAAUUCUUAUAUUGGCCAAGGUAGAUAACAGCCUUCGAGAUCUGCAUAAUUCUUUACAUGGUACGAAAGCCAAAUUCAAUACAUGAAUUUUUUACAUGUAUUUCUCAGUUCUCAACAACCCUCUCCAUACCCUCACUAGAAGUACUGUCUUGUACAUGUAUCUUGCACUUGUGAAUAUAGAACCAUACAUAUUUAUAAGAUAACUAAGAUAGUACGCGCGCUCUGAUUGGCCGAGAGGAGUGUUUGCAUGAGAGUGUGUUAACAUGGUUGUGGUGUCAAGUUUUGCUUUUUUCGCGCUAAUCAUGCAAGCACGAAUUUGAAAAGUUUUCGAGUUCAAAACUCGACAACUUUACUUUAUUUACCCAUUCCUCUGUUGGCUGAAACUUGGAAAAUUGUUACAAAGAAGGUGUGUCAGUUUUUUUUCACUUAAGCUGACAUUUUAAAAGCGAGAAAAAUCUGUAUUUUGAACAGCAUCUUUUUGCAAAACAAGAACUGAUUAUGCGUGUAAGACUUUGUACAAGACUUUGCGACUGGUAAGAAUUUCUCUUUUAAUCAGCAUCAUAACAAACAGUUUUGCGUCUUUUUUCGGGAAAGUUAUUUUAUGAAAGCAAUAGAAAACUUUUUUCCUGUGUUUGCAUAGCUUGAUAUAAACACUCGAGGGGUUGGGAGAAUUCUUGACAGUUGUCUCAGGUUUGCAUAACUGUCUCGAAUUCUCCCAACCCCUCUCGUGUUUAUAUCAGGCUAUGCAAACACAAAAAACUUUUUCUAUUGCUUAUAUCUACCAUGCCAAGAAAGCAGUUAAAAGAUUUUAAGGUAAACCAGGACUUCUGUAUUCUCUUUGCAGUGGCGGCCUCACCAAUGAACUCUACAUCUGCUCCCUGCCAAAUUAUUGUCCAGUAAUAAAUAAAGAAAAACGAAAAGUUCUUCUACGCAUUUAUGGGCCACUCUACAGUGAACUUGUCAGCAGUUCCAGUGCACUGAUCUACAAUAUUGUAAUCUUCACCCUGUUGUCUGAGCGGGAAGUGGGCCCAAAGCUGUAUGCAGUAUUUCCUCGUGGUAGAUUAGAAGAGCUUCUCCCAGUAAGUUUUUGCAUAUGACAAACACAAACUUUAAUAGACACUUCCUAGAUUUUCUUUAACUUUUGGUAAAGACCAGUUAGCAGUUAUUCAUUUACACUGCUGGAAAGAGCACUUUUAUUAGGAAACUUCACAAGUUUAAGCUUAAAGGUGAGCAAAGAUCAAUAUUAUUAUUACCCACAAAGCUGCAAAAUUUUGCUGACUUUUGUAUCAUAGAGGGCAUGAACUUGAAUUUGACAACUUUGCAGAACUAUAUUUUUGUUUGUUUUCAACAAAUCACAUUCAAACUUGGCAUCUUUACUAACAUUGUUUUAGGGUGUUCUUUUCAGCUGCAUUGAUGGAUUUUUACUAACUGGUCCAAGUCGAAGUUGAUAAUUCUUGAAGGGGCUUAUUUUAUUCAAGUCUACUCUAUUUUUCUUUUAAAGGGAAAAUGCCUAGCAUCAAGUGAACUGGCUUGUCCCAAAAUCUCUGUCAGGAUUGCCCGAACACUGGCAGAGUAUCAUCAUAUGGAGCUUCCACUCUCCAAGGAGCCUGUGUUCAUGUGGAAAAUAAUGUCUGGGUAAGAGCAUGGUGUUAGCCCUGUAUAUUAUCAUUAAAUGUAACAAGUGAUAACCACAGGUUAGGGAGUAUGAGUUAUUUGAUUUAUGUUACUGUAAUAUUAUCCUUUUCCCUUCAUGGGGCUUUCUAGUGAUAUUGGAACAAACAAUAUAUAUAGAACAUAACAUGAUUAAGAAUCCCAACUGGCAGGAACCGAACCAGUUGGCUAUUUUACAAGCAUGGCUGAGGCUUUGAACUUGGGACUACCGAGAAUAAAUCAAGCUGGCGGUCAGAACAGGACUUGAACUCGGGCCUCCAAAUUACAAGUCUAGCACUCAAGCUGCUUGUCCACACACCCUUCUUUGCAUAGAUUUUAGAUAUUAUUUUUGCAUGUAGUAGUCACCUUUUAAUUUUACAUGGCCUUAUUGCAAUUUUAUGGCCAGCUCUAGUGAAGAAAGCAAAUUAAUUAGGUUUGGCUGAAUGAAUCUAUAUGCUACAUCAUUCAUGCAACACCUAAAAAAUCACCUAGUUACAUGUAGUGAAAAUUGUUUGUUGCUUACAUGUUGUUAUGUUAUCAUUAAUAUCAUUAAUUAUUGUAGGAAGCCAAUGCAGACUCUUCCCUUGAUCUUAUUUGUUAAAAAAAAAAACAACAACCAAACAAUGGAAAGGAAGCUCUGGUAGCAGGAUUCAAGCUACAGUAUUUGCUUUUCCAUCAUCAGGCAAUGCAUCAUAUCUCCUGAUUUGUGCAUGUGUUUAUUAUUUACUGUAUUUAUUCGAAUAAGCGCCCAACCUUUCUUCAGAGUAUUUUACAGAAACCUUGCUUUGUUACUUCUUCGCGUUCUGUUAUUAGCAUUGUUGUUUUGUUGCAAAAUAAACAUACUUCACUUGCUGAAAGUGGUGAAAAUUUAAUAAGCGCCUAGCCUCGAAUAAGCGCCCAGGGCGGUUAAUCGAAUAAAUAUGGUAUUUAUAUUUUACUCGAUUCAACAGAUUAUCAAAAUGAUGUUAGUACAAAAUUAUGAAUGGUGAUAUCUGGAAAAUCAGAAUUCUGAACUUUGGCUUUUCCAAACAUUGGAAUUCUGGAUUCUAAUGUCAUUUCCAAACAUGGGAAUUCUGGAUUUCAGCUUUUCCAAAUAUUGGAAUUCUGGAUUUGGGCUUUUUUCAAACAUUGGAAUUGUGUAUUUUGGCUUUUCCAAACAUUGGAAUUGUGUUUUUUUUCCAGACAUUAGAAUUCUGAAUCGUGGCUUUUCCAAUCAUUGGAAUUCUGGAUUUUGUCAUUUCCAAACAUGGGGAUUCUAAAUAUUUUUUUAGAGCUCUGUUUUUUGGGUUUUCCAAAUAUUGAAAUUCUGUAUUUUGGUUUUUCCAAACAUUGUGUAGUUCCAGAAAAUAUCCAGACCCCCACCACGGAGGGAAUUUUAUUUACGACCCCCCCACCACCCUGGAUUUUCCAUUUUUGCAGGGAACUGAUGGCCCCCCCACCCCUCUGGAAUUUCCACAAGUAUGACAAAGACCCCCCAGCCCCUCUGGAAAAGUCAUUUUCACAAAGAAAGACUAUUACCAUAGGGGAAAUUGAAGCCAUUUAUGGUAGUACGCAACCGUUUCCGUCAGAAGCUUGUAUGCUUCUGUUUCCAUCUAUUUGAGCGAUCUCGCAACAUUAAAACACACUAUACGCCACAGUGAAAAAAAUCUGCAAUUUUUGCUCAUCCUUUACUUUAAAUGAAACAGAUAAAGUUAAUAAGUUCCUUUUCAUUUUCCCUUAAUUUUGUGGUUGAAGGUGUGGCAUGUUAGUGAUCAAAAUCUUGCUGAAAUGGUGUCGAUUUCACCAAACAUUACGGCCAUCGCGAAUCACGUCGCAUUAGUCGAUCGAAAAACAGUAAAUUGAACUUGGUUUCCCUUUAAGAUGCAGGGAGUAUUCAUUCUUAUCUUUUCAGAAUUCAGAGUUUUUAUUCUUCUCUUUGUUUUGCCUUAAUUUUGUGGUUGAAAGUUUGACUUGUUCUGCAUUCCCGCACGAAAUGGCGUUAAUUCUAUCAACAUUACGCCCAUGAAGACGAAUAAUAAAUCGUAAGCUUGCCCUGAUUAAGGUAAAAUUCGCAAAUAUAACCAGAAUAAAAACUCUUCAUUCUAAAAUGGUUACAAUGUAUAGCUUGUGCUUCGUGAAGCAAAAUUGCGACUCUACUGUUCUUCAAUCGAUCGAUCGACUGACGGAUCGUGAUGUGUUGCACGUGUUGAUGUCUUGAGGGAGACUGGUAACGAGUAAUGGUGGCCGAAUAUACGAGCAUGCGAUAAAACGAGUUCUACUCGGUCUAGUUCCUUUGAAAUUGCAUCCAGAACGCUUUUGGAAGAAAGGAAAUUUGGUUAAGAUCAAAAGAAACAAUCUUAAAUGAUAUAUUUCAAGUUAUUUAUGUCCUAAAAAUGAUCUACCAGGUCGGUAAGAUGCAAUGUUCGAACUAAGGUCGAAAACGAAAUGAUAUUGACCCCCUAGCCUGGAAAGUAAUUUGAUUGUCCAACCCCCCUCCUCUCUGGAAUUUCCUGGGUCUCUGACCCCCCCACCCCCUUAGAAUUUCCAAUUCCCUCCGUGGUGGGAGUCUGGAUAUUUUCUGGAACCACACAUUGGAAUUCUAUAUUUUGGCUUUUCCAAACAUUGGCAUUCUGGAUUUUGGCUUUUCCAAACAUUGGAAUCCUGGAUUUUGGCUUUUCCAAACAUUGGAGUUCUGGAUUUUGGCUUUUCCAAACAUUGAAAUUCUGGAUUUUGGCUUUUCCAAACAUCGGAGUUCUGGAUUUUGUCAUUUCCAAACAUUGGAAUUCUGAAUUUUGGCUGUUCCAAACAUUGGAAUUCUGUAUUUGGUUUUUUUCCAAACUUUAGAAUUCUGUAUCUUGGCUUUUCCAGACAGUAUAAUCCUGGAUUUUGGCUUUCCCAAAUAUUGGAAUUCUGAAUUUUGGCUUUUUCAAACAUUGGAAUUCUGGAUUUUCUCAUUUCCAAAGACUGGAAUUCUUGAUUUUAGCAUUUCCAAACAUUGUGAAUUCUUAAUUUUAUUAUUUUCAAACAUAAUUUGGACUUUUCCAAACGCUGUCUUUCUGAAUUUUGUCAUUUCAAACGGUGGAACUCUGAAUUUUGGCUUUUCCUGGCAAACAUCAUAGUGACAAAUCAGUAAUAUGAAUGAAUGCGAUUUCUGUUGAUGCUGAAGUAUAAGCAGAAUGCAGUGGGUUUAAAGCAAAACGUCUCCACUGGAUUCAAGGAAUAUUGUAGAUCCAACUCAGUGUUUAGGCUAUGUUCCUGAUCAGAAGGUCCAGACCAAUAAAAUAUUAUUAUGUCUUGUCAGUAGUCUCUUGUUAGUAGUCGCGAAAUUGUAAUGUUUUGCUUUUGUUGGAAUGCUAACUACUAGUGUAACUGGCGCAUUUGUUCUUGUUUCCAGUGACGGUUUUAACACUUUGCAGUUUCCUGCAGUUUCUGGGGUGGAAAUGAAAAUUUAUAAGCGAUCAUUGCAAGCUCUCCUUUCUUUUCCCACCUCUUGCACUUGUGUCUGCUUUCACGUGAGUGUGACCCUCAUGUGACUUCUUGCGACUCUCCUAAAUGGAGAGCUUGCCCACGGACUAUAUGAAAUCAGGUAACAUAGCCGGUCGACAGGCCUACCUAGCCUGUGUAACAGAUGGAAGUAGUCCAUUUUGCAAAACAGCGCUGAAAUCCUCGUCUCAGCAACAACCUUUGUACCAGAAUUUGAGUAUGUGCCAUGACUGGCCUGUUAAAAAUGCAUUGUCGAUUUGCCAAUCAGGUUAAUGGGAAAUUAAAAAUGCCUUUCCAGUAAUUUGCUGAGUCCGUUGAGGGGGUGGGGAGGGGGCAGAACAUGGAUAUCGAUGCUGUGUCAGAGACAUUACUACAUUACGCCUGUGACGCAGGCUAGGCUUACCCUAUGUGGUCAAUCAAAUUACUACAACUAAAGAGAGAUUGAAUUUAUCUUUUUUGGUAGGUGGUGUAAAGAAGUUGAGGAACUGCAUAUAAAUGAACAGGAUAAAGCUGUUACAUUGGCUAAGAUAAAAAGCAUGAAUUUAAUGGAUGAGUACUACUUUUUAAGGUACCAGAAUUAAUGAUACCCAAGAUAUGUGUCACACUUAACCAUUGCACCUCCAGAAGUAUCAAAAAUUCAACAAAAUUUCCAAAUUUCAGUUUCUAAAAUACAGCAAAACAAAUAGUACCAUAUGGAACAACUGCUGCCAAAGAGUUUCAAAGGGGAAUGGUCACACCACAGACUCAAGAAUUAGAACUACCUCACAAGAAUCCACCAUUCACUCCUGAUUAUAAAUAAAUGCUCUGUUGAAAGAACCGUACCUUGCCAUUCAAUUGCCUCUGCAUGUGUGCAUUUAAUGCCUUUAACUCUGGAUCUGGAGGUCUGGGGUUCAAGCCUCACCCAUCACAUUGUUUCCUUAGACAAAGAACUUUACACAACUCUAUCUCUCUUUACCAAGGUGUAUAAAUGGGUACCAGUGACAUACUGCUGGGUGGUAACCCUGCAAUGGACUAGCAUCCCAUCCAUGGCGGAGUAGUCUAGUGAUACUCCUGGGCAUGCUUCAUGCUAAGGAAACUGGGAUAAGCUCUUGCUGUUUGGGCCUUUGGCUGGUGUGCACCUUUACCUUUUUACUUUUUACUCCUUUGGGCAGCAUUGUCGUAUAUAGCAUGGUGCAGUUUGACAGUUUUCUACAGGAGCUUUUGGUCUAUUCAUUGCAGCUUUUCUUCAGAACACAAACACAUAAUGGUAGAACUUAAAGGGCAAUUUUUAGGAGAAUCUAGUAGUUUAUCAAAGUUAACUUUGUGCUUGUUUCUACAUGUUCCUUCCUUGGAUUCUUUCAGGAAUUAUUUGGAAAAAGCAACCACACCAGGCCCAGUUACAUUUUGCCAUAAUGACCUUCAAGAAGGUUUGUCACUAUAUCUUUUCCAUAAUAUUUUUGUGGGUGACAAGAGGAGCCCGCAAUCCUAAUCUCCAGGUUAUUAUGCAUGUGUCACAUGUAUGUAGCCAGCAUUCCUUUGGGCUUCCACUAAGAAUGAAUGGAAUGCACAGAGUGCAAUUUGAUCACGCUUGUUUCAAACCACAAAUAACUAAGAUAGUAUGCACGCAAAAAUAUUUCAGUUCUCUUCAAUAAAAAGUAGAAUGUAGUUUACUUUUGAACCUUAACGAUCAACAAACUGAUUAACCCAUGCAUAGCUCAAUGAAAUACUGGAAGUCUGGAAUGUUCACAGUCCCCUAUUUGUGCACAAGAUCAUCAAAAUUGAGUGCUUUGCAUUGCUGGCAGCCAUCUUGGUUGGAUGAGUGUCAAAUCUACUUAGGGGGCUGGGGAUGGUUUGGAAGGAGGUGUAAACCCCGAUGCCCACCCCUUCAGUACAUAUGAAACCAAGAUGGCCACCGAUACCGGUAAGUGCUCAAUCCUGAUGAUCUUGCAAAGAAAUAGGGGACUGUGAACAGUCUAUUAGAAGUCUAGUCUAACAAGAUACAGAAAAAACCUGCAUAUAAGAACGUAAGUUUUUUCAAGCUAGGCUAAGAAGGUUCUUAUAAAAAUGGUGCUAACUGGAAAACUAGGCCGGGUUCAAACACCACUCCACUCAUGUGCCGAACCUAACUGAUGAAUUAAGUACGGCAAAAGAGUAGUGUAUGAAUCAAUUUGCUGCAGUAGUUUUAGUUAGGUGUGGCAAAAGUGUUUGGUGCGACAAAAGUUCGACAGAGUCUGUCGAACUUUUGUUGAACUUAACUCAGGCUCAACACAUGGUGCACCAUCUGGAUCAGAUGUCGCGCCAGUGUCACUCCAAAGUCGAACUUUUUCAGUUAUGUUUGGUACAUGAAACGUAUGGUGUCUGAACCAGGCCUUAGGCUAAUCAGGUUUUUAAACAGGUUCUUUUUUUUUUUAGUAAAUAAGGUGUUUGUCAUUGGUGGGUGUGGCCUAUUUUGGGCCUAUUUUUGGUAUUGCGUGCAUAAUAUGUUAUAAAAAUCCCUUUCACCCAAGCAUGUUAAAGCCAUUUAUGAAGGAUAUUUAGAUCUACAUGCCAAUUGUCUCAUUGACAGGGUUUUAUCUUCAUUAUACUAACUGGUAGAGCAUAUUCUAUUAAAUUGUGUAUUCAGUGUUUGACUGAAUUUCUCAAAAUAAGAACCGGUUUUAAAAAUUAUUGUAGGCUAAAACAGGUUCCUAAAUGGACAAUCUAAGCCUAACAGGUUCUUAAAAUCUAGGUUCUUAUAUGUGGGUUUUUACUGUUUAGGUAACCAAUGAGUUUCUGGUGGUAUACAAUUGAACUCACCACCAAGCUAAAUGUGCUUCAAAUGAUACUAGAACCAUGCUUAGCUCGAUUGCUCAUGAAAUAUUUGAAUUCUUAUCCAAUUAGACACAGUUUAAACCAGUGGUAUGCUAACCGAGUCACCAUACAACCAACAGUGCUAGCUGACAAACUGUUCACACCCGCUCCCCUACAAAUCAAUUCUAUUUACAUCUUGUUUAUUGCUCCUACUGGGAGAACUACUUGCAAAUAUUAUUUUGAGCAUUGAUCAAUCAUGUUUUUACACAGGAAAUAUUUUGAGAAUCCCAAAAGAUGGGCAGGAGAAUAAUGAGGAAGAUAUGGAUAUUAUGUUCAUUGACUUUGAAUAUAGUGCCUACAACUAUAGGUAAAUACACCAUAAUAAAUGUGCAGGACAUCAAAGGAAUAACUUCUUUUAUGAGAUAACUAUUCAUUACGCCUGGUUUUCACUAGUGCAUAAGCAUAAGCAUGAGCACAUAGUCAUUUAUCUUAAGCAAAUUUUCUUUUCAACUUAAAUGAUUUAGUAACAAGAAUAGUGUCCUUAUUUUAUGACCCAAGCAUUUGUGUAAAUAUUACAUAAACAGACCACAAUCUUACUUGCUGUCACCUCUGUCACCUCUGUCCCUUGUGUUCCCUUAUGUCCCAUGUCCACUCUUGUCCCCUUUGUCCACUCUUAUUCCCUUGUGUCCCCUGUCUCGCAUUGUGUCUCAUGUCCUGUUGUGUCCCUUGUGUCCUCUUGUUUCCUCUGUGUCCCUUGUGUUCCCUGUAUCCCUUGUGUCCCCUUGUGUCCCCUGUGUCCCUUGUGUCCCCUGUAUCCCUUGUGUCCCCUUGUGCCCCCUGUGUCCCUUGUGUCCCUUGUGUCCCCUGUGUCCCUUGUGUCCUCUGUAUCCCUUAUGUCCCCCUGCUUCCCGUGUGUCCCUUGUAGCCCCUUGUGUCCCCUGUGUCUCUUGUGUCCCCUGUGUCCCCUUGUUUUCCCUGUCUUCACUUGUGUCCCCUGUGUCCAGUUGUGUCCCCUUGUGUCUUCUGUGUGCCCUUGUGUCCCCUCGUCUCCCCCUGUGUCCGCUGUGUCCCCUGUGUCCCCAUGUGUCUCCUUGUGUCCCCUGUAACUACUAUGUAGCCCCUCGUGUCCCAUGUCCCGUUUUGUCCCCUUUGUCCAUAUGUCUGUGUCCCUUGUGUUCCUUGUGUCCCCAGUGUUCACUUGUGUCCCCUGUGUCCAAUUGUGUCCCCUCUGUCCUUUUUGUCCCCUUGUUAGCCUGCGUAGCAUGGCGGUUUUGUCGGCCGAUUUUGUCGAGCCGGGCGCACGAGCGGCCAAGCCGCGAGAAAAAUAAAAACCGCCUGCCCGGAUUUGUGGCCUUUUCAACUGCCGCCCCCUUCAACUCAUUUUGACAUCCUGUUGACAACUUGUUUGGUUUCGGUUUUCCCAGCCAAUCAGAAAUAAAGUGUUGACAGCCUAAACACGACACAAAAGCUCGUGAUAUAAUGUAAAACGUGACCUUGGCCGGAAUUGGAGUUUGCUUAAACAAACACAGGAUUUUUACUUUGUUGCUAUCUCGCACAUAGGUGACUACACUGCGUUCUAAACUUGACUGAGUAGAUUUUAUUUUUGCUGCACUGAAGUCUUACAUUUAUUUAGAGGUCAUGAAGUUGGUUUGUUUCAUACAUAUUGAGUAAUUAUUUCCUGUGGUUAAUGCUUCUUUACGUGUUGCUGAUUAGAAUUUGUUGAUCUCAGAUGCAGUUGUAAAGUACCAGGAGAUGGGCUCCUGAAAGUACUAGUUUCUUUGACCACUCUUAAAGCCUAAAGCUUUUUAUUACGGCUAAAUAAAUAUUUUUGGCUUCUUUGGUCUUUUCCGAGUAAAAUGCCUGGAUCUGGAUAACUACAAACCAAGGAGCCUUGGUUUGUAGUUUCUUUGUCCGUGAAUGUUUUGACGCUGGGCCCGGCUGUUUAAGUGUUGUUUGCAGGAUGUUGUGUUUUUACGUAUAGCGCGAUCUUCAGAUUUGAGUUGUGGCUUAAACGUAUGCUACACCAAGUAUGGAGAAUUACGCUGUGCGUCUUUCUUCUACUGUAUGCGAUUUAUCGACCACAAUCGCGGACAUCAUUCAAUGUAGCGCGCUGGAGUGCGUUAUUCUCUAACUCUGAGUAAAUAGAGAAAAUUGAGGUGGACUUUCUCGAAGCAAAUUUACUGUUUCUGUCAUAAGGUCCAUUGCUGUACAGCUCAGCGACAACAUUUCUAAUAUCUGGUCGUCUAUAGUACUUUUUAGAGGGGAAAUUAUGAUCAUACAGGUUUUCAAUGAGGAUAUUUUUUCUUUGGCCAUAGCAAAGACAGUAAAGAUCAUGUUCUUGCCAAAACUUGUUGACAAAAUUUCCAUGACAUCUCUCCUUUGACGAAGGCUGUAAAUGGCCAUUUCCUGUUUAGGCUUCAAUUCAAUUGCCCUGUUUUCCCGUCAAAUAUUCCAGAAUGACGACGCUCCGGUCAACGCUUCUUUGAUAUUUUGAUUUUGUUUUGCGGAGAUGAUUUGUUCAGUUCCUCGAAAAUCUCCCAUGGGAGAUUACUAAAAUAUUUGAUUGACGGGCGAACGUUCUGAACCAAUCGGAACGAUCCGUACGCUGGCAUACGGACCAACUCAAAAAUGCCCCCCGUCCGUGCAGGCGGUUUUUCAAGUUGCUCCCGCCCCAAUCUCCUUGCGGUUUCUCUGCCCUCGCCCGCCUUUAUUACUUAGCGCGCCCAACCAAAACCAUCAUGCUACGCAGGCUAUCCCCUUGUGUCCUCUGUGUGCCCUUGUUCCCUUGUGUCCCCCUUUUUUUCCUUUGGGUCCCUUGUGUCCCCUGUGUCUCCUUGUGUCCCUUGUGUCCCCUUUGUCCCUUGUUUGCCCGUGUUACCUGUGUCCCCUUGCUUCCGCUGUGUCCCUUUGUGAGCCUUGUGUCUCCUGUGUCCCUUUUGUCCCCGUGUGUCCCUUGUGUCCCCUUGUGUCUGCAGUCUCUUGUGUUCCUUUGCUUUCUUGUGUCUUCCUGUGUCCGCUGUGUCUUGUUACUUUGUCUUCUUGUGUCUACCUGUGUCCGCUGUGUCCUUUGUGUCCCCUGUGUUCCCUUGUGUCUCCUGUGUCCCUUUGUGUCCCCUGUGUACCCCUGUGUUCCCUGUGUCCUUUUGUGUUUCCUGUGUCCCUUGUGUCUGCUGUCUCCCUGUGUCCCUUGUGUACCCCUGUGUCCCCUUGUGGGCCCUGUUUCCCUUGUCUCCCUUGUGUCCCCUGUGUUCCUUUUGUCCUCUGUCUUCCUUGUGUCCCCUGUGUCCCCUGUGUCCCGUCUCCCUUGUGUCCCUUGUGUCUUCUUGUGUCCCCUUGUGUCCCCUGUUUCCUCCUGUGUCCUCUUUGUCCCCCUGUGUCCCCUGUGUCCCAUCUCCCUUGUGUCCCUUGUGUCUUCUUGUGUCCCCUUGUGUCCCCUGUUUCCUCCUGUGUCCUCUUUGUCCCCCUGUGUCCCCUUGUGUCCCCUGUGUCCCAUCUCCCUUGUGUCCCUUGUGUCUUCUUGUGUCCCCUUGUGUCCCCUGUUUCCUCCUGUGUCCUUUUUGUCCCCUUGUGUUCCUUGUGUCCCCUAUGUUGCUUGUGUCCCCUGUGUUCCUUGUAUUACCCUGUGUCUCUUGUGUCCGCAGUGUCCCCUGUGUCCCUUUUUGUCCCCUAAAUAUAUGGUGGCGUUGCCCUUGUUUCUCAUAUUGUGCGAAAACUUUGAUGGGUCUCAUUGCUUUCAUUUGACAUCAUGCAAGGUUUUUUCACACGCCCAGGAGGUCAAAGGAUGUGAUUUUUUUAUGAAAAUAAAGAAUCGGAACAAAAAGUUCUGCUUGACUUGUUUAGAAAAUAAUUUGUUUAAUUUGAAAUAAUCAACUAACAGCUCACUGGUUUAGUAAUUUAUGCGACCAACUUGGAGGCCCGGGCACCCCAGCUAAAAUGUUUGGGAGCCUGAAGGGCUCUUCGAAAAUUUUAUUUUGGCGACCAUCUUUUAGGCCUGGGCACCCCAGAUAAUGCUCGGGAACCUGAAGGGCUCCCUUAAGAUUUUCUUAGAGCACAGCCUUGCGUCCUGUAGUUAUUGGAAGUCUGAUAUAUUACAUGCUGUUGUUGAAUGCGGGAGUGCAUUUAUUGAGGAUAUUAGUAAAGCUGGAAUUCAAACUCAUAUGGUGGGAAUAUUGAUGCAAGUUUUGUUUUGAGCAGCAAAGGAACCCUUGUGUGCAACUCAUCCUCUAGUGUAUUUAACAGAACAUCACAGUUUCUGCUGCACACAAUUGUUGUUGAUACACUGCUCAACCUUCCAAUACCUUUCAACAUAAUUCUUACUUACACCAACAAAUCCCGCGUAAACGCCUUCUUGCGUCGUCUUUUUUCAUAUUAUAAGGUUGUAAUUUUUUAGUUCAUUUAAUGGUAAUUUUUGUUGUGUAAGUGUUGUCGGAGAUUGAAAUGAAAUUAAUAAAAAUACGUGACUAAUUUCUCAACAUUCACCCACUCUUUUACUGGUUUUCUUUUUUCCAGGGCUUUUGACCUGGCAAAUCAUUUCUGUGAAUGGAUGUCCGAUUACAGUGUUCCUGCUCCUUCAUAUUUUUCCUUGUCACUGAGCAAGUAUCCCAGUAAAGAGCAACAAGUGAGUCAUGACUAAGAUUACAAAUAAUGUGGCCUGGGAGUUACCUUCCCACUAUGAACACAAAAUACAGAAAUGCAUUAUAAACCCUAGUGAUAGUCACCAGCAUCAGCUUCCUCCAAACAAUAUCAACACGUAAUCAAGAGAAAAUGUUAUGAGAUUUGUGAAAAUUGUCAUUGAAUGGAAACUCUUUAUCUUUUACCAAAUGCUUUUGACUUAAACUGUGAGAGGUUUGAACCCAGGAGUCAUUUCAUAAGUAGUGUGAGCAUGAUCAUCCGGGUGAACGUAGUCCUGAAUAGGACUGUUGUUGUUGACAGUGACUGACGUUUCGACAACCUGUGUGGUAGUCAUUCUCAGAGUCAAAGUGAGCGGUAUAAUGUCAGUUGAUCGUAUUAAACUCUGGUUAUUGAUCUGAUUGGUCAAUUCAGUCGCGAUGUUAUUGGUCUUCUGUCAGUUAAGCUGUCAUGUUAAUCACAGCGUUCAGGUGAAUGUAAGUUUUACAAAGCUAAGCAGCCAAAAAUGUCGACCCGGAAUUUUUCAAAAACACUUUUAGUAAGAAAUUUAUAAAAAUCAGCGCAAUUCUAGAUUGGAAGUAUGCCAUCUUUUCGAAAUUCUAGUUCUAGCAGUUUGUGGUUUUGUCCAUAAACCUAGUAAACAGACUAGUGUCCAGACCCUGAGAGAAAAAGGUUGACAGAACUCAGAUUUUCUUUGUCUCGCCUGAGGAAUUGUGUCACCCAACGAAAAAUACGUCAUUCACACAAUCAAGUUUGUUUUACUGACAGCUGCUGUUUGUUCGGGCUUACUUGGGAAGGAAUACACCCAUUAAUGGAACAAUUUGUGCACCAACGAUAGAGGAAACAGAGUUAUUGGAUCAAAUCGACAGGUAAUGCUUUAAACGCGACACCACCACAAGUUUCCCCAGGAAACGAGCGGAGAAAUUCCAUACUGGCGACGUGUCACUACCUAGAUCUGGGUAGUGCAUCUGAUUGGUUAAAAAUUUGCUUUAACCAAUCAGAAGCACUACCAAGAUCUGGUCAUCUGUAUGGUGUUUCUAUGCUCGUUCCUCAGACUUUAUUUCCUUGGGAAACCAGUGGUGGUGUGGCGAAAUGUCGGCUGUAUUCUCAGGCGUUUUCAAACACUCUUUCAUCUGUCUUGCAUUUGCAGUUUUCAUCCACGUUAGAGGCGGGAGGGGGGGUCUAAUACAGUACAGUAUUGGCCGUUUUCUCUCAAGAGAUGGAUCAUCUGUCUCAGAACCUUUAUUUGUCGGAAAAUUGUCGUUAUGUGAAAACGAGAGGGUGGUUAUUUCGACGAGUAAUCUUUCUAAUUUUAUGCGUCUGGUUAAUUCGUUUAAUUGAACGGAUUUUGUUUCAGAAGAAUUAUCCUUUUGAGACGGAUAAUCCAUCUCUAGUGCAAACAUGGCCAUAAUAAAAUUUAGUGGCCUUAAAUUUUGUCAAGCUGUUUUCUUGAUCGUGUUCGAGACUCCGCAUCUUAGUGGCUCUAAAUUACAACGUUAGAAGUUUUAAGGAAAUAAAAUUGUGUUGCAAUAAGCGUACAGUCGAAUACCUCUCAUAGACAGAAAUAUUCCUUACGCGUCAUGCACGUGCAGCUACAUAUAAUCGCCACUCCUAUUUUAACCUCGCUUAAGCUGACACUUUUGCUAGUCCUGGGGUUGUGGUUUAUACACUUGCAGCAGGUUUCCACAGUACCGCAAAUGAUCGCGGGCCGAAUAUUUCGUUAUUCCUCGGCGUUUAAGCAAAAGACGAGUUUCCUGCUUAACGUCCUUCCAGGACAGCAACGAAACAUCAAUGCUUAAAAGAAAGGAGAACAAAUUGCUAAAAGAAGCAGUACGGUUAUUUAUCGUUUUAUUCAUUUCAUUGACUUCCGCGUCAGCACCAUUCACCAUUCAUCCAUGCCUAAAAUCCAUUCCAUUCCUCUACUUUUCAAGGGAUCAUUUGUGGUCGACUGUGGGGAUCAUUUGAGGUCGACAGUGGGGAUCAUUUGCGGCCCAUUUAAGAUUUUGGGAUCUUUUGGGGUUCUGUACAAGUUCGAAUUAACUUUGUCGCCUAUGGGGCAGACCAUUGGAAAAGUUAUGGCGGUGAUGGUGAAUUUUCGUGAACAUUUCCCUUAUUUCUUUAGUUAGUUUUCCUUUUCCUUUUUUGUACUUCGCCUACCCCUCCCCCAUGACUUUUCUAACGGUCCCUCCCUAACUGGUCUUGAAAACUUUGCCGGCCGGGUAUUGAAGCCAGUAGUAAACGGAAAAAUAGUUGAAUGCAUUGUAAUGAAGGUUCUUUUUUAUUACUAUUAUUAUCAAUUAUUUUUUGAAAAAUACAUUGAAAAUGAAACAAAAGAAAAACAACUAAUAAUUUCAAUACAUACACUGUAUACUAGGACACUAUUUUAUAUUUUCACCAUUGGCUGAGACAUAGAAAUAAAUUUUACAAAAAGGAUUCAACAAAAUAACUAAAAAGGGAAAAGAAUGAGGGUUCUUGAAAACCACAAAAUGGCUCUUUGACGAAAACAAAAAAAUCGGUGAGGACGCAGAAAACACAAAACCUUAUUUCGAGAACACGCGCGUCAGUGAGUAAUGUGCGCUGCUGAAAGACUUCAGGCUUGUGUACGUGUUUUAUCGAAAUUAAACGCACGCACUGGAAUGUUUCGUGCACAGCAGGUAACAAGUUCGUUUAUUUGCUUAUUACGGAAGUCUCUAACCCUUUUAAAGUAAAUAACAAACCGGAAGUCUCUAAACCUUUCAGUUGAACUGAGUUCUUUGUACCGCAAAGCCACUAGUUCGUAAAUAACAAGAAUUGUGGCAGCUGCGGUAAAACGUUUAAAGCACAUUUAAGAGUGAUUUUAUUGAACGGUGAAAUAGGUAGUAGAAUACUACGCAUUAUUACGCACUAAUUCUUUUGUCUUCUUUUGUUUACCUCUAGCUAUUUUGCAGUGUAAGUUAGUACCUGUUUCACGGUUCAAGUAAAAUCACUCUACGUGCAAAUUGUGAUGUAAAUAAAUCAAAAUACGUUUCAUAAGAAAGAACUAAGUUCGCUGGAGAUGUUGUAAACACUACUUGCCUUGAUUAGUCUCCCGGUUAGAGGAUAUUGUUUUUGACCAAUGUAAUGUUGAAUUUACGAGUGAAACGAAAUGAAAAGAAAACACAGAAAUAAGUUUUAUAGUUAAAAUUACGGUGUUAAAACACCGUAAUUUUAGUUUUUAUCUAUAAAAGUAAUUUUAACUUAAAAGUUCAUAAUAAGGACGCGAGGAGGGGGAAGAAGUCUCAAUGCUUGAAAAUCGUGCAUGAUAGACCAUUAACUUCUUCUAAGGAGCCCCAAGAAUUUCGAACCGAGCACUUUAUCCUCGUAGGAGGUACACGCCACAUUUCAGCGAGAGUACAUUAACUGAUAUAAUUGUAUUAAAUCAAAGUGUUGAUUUCUAUCGACUGUGAUAGUUGAUUCGGGCUUUUCACCUCGUAUUGACUAUUACAAAAAGCUCGAGUUUGUUUGCUUAUUGUUGGGUAGAAGGUGCGAUCACACCGUCUCUGAUUUCACGGUUGAAGUAAAAUAACCCUAUAGUCUUGUAACGUCUCCACUUCCUUGUGUAUGUUGUUUUUAUGGGUCGGUUGAAGUCGCAGAUAAUUUUGUCAUUUUAAGCGCUUCUUCGUAACGCGGUGGCGGGUUUUCAUCAUCAGAGCCAUCAAUAUCUUCCGUCCAAAAUCCCGCAUUGAAUUGAGAAGAAACUUCUUGUGCAUUUUGAACUACGGUGAAAUAGUCAGGCAAAACUAACGAAGAAGCUUCACCAAACGGCGAACGGUGAGGAGAAUGAUGAGAAGGUGACAAUGGAGAUGGUGAUUUUUCCAAGUCUUCUGCCGGAAUUCUGGAUACAGCAACUUCACUUGAGCUCUGUUUUCUCCGUCUUUUGUGGAAAAAUAUUAUGGUGCAGACACCGCCCAGAAAGAAUAAACCGAUGAAUAUACCUCCACAGACCUUUGCUGCCAGUGAUUGGCUACAUUCUUCUACCCCCUUUGUCCUGCAGGAUUUUGACAGACCGAACAAGAUAAGCAUAAACGACAGCGCCACAACACACGAUAAAAUUAGAAAUGCGCAUAUUAUGAUAACUACUCCAGUUUUCCCCGUCCAACAAAUCGACCAUCUGAAGGCUGCUCGUCCAUUAGUAGCCCUCUCUGCCCGCGUCACUGACAUAUCAUCCAUUUUCCAAGUCAGUAGUGUUUAUUUCAAGCGAAGUCUUUAGUGUCGUUUAAAUCUUAGAAAGUUGUUUUUCCUUUUUUCCUGCCCCUGUUGUUAAGUCAAAUCCUUUACAUCUUCCGUUUUGCUUGUACUCACGUAGAGCUUGCGGCAAAUUGUAAGCUCAAAUUGAAUUAAGUGAAACUUAGUUUUGAGGAAGUCAAGUACACUUGAGCACUUGAGGUUAACCUAUUGCCCCUAGCCAGUUAAAUAUAGGGCCACAUGCAAAUUACGUAUAACGUUCAAGUUUUUAGACGAGUGCUUUAGUGUGACCAUCCAAUUAAAACCUCCUUGUUGAUUCUUUCCCGUGGAAUAUUUUUCCAGUUUACUUUACAGAUUGCAAUUAAGGAAUUUUUAGGCGCUCUUUAUACAGGUCCUCUGUCAUCCAAGUUCAAGAUCUCUGAAUUCAUGUGACAUUUUCGACGUAAUUCGCUUUGUUUUCGUAGUUUUCUUCUGCAUAACUUUUCCUCGGCCGGAGGUACUCCGGUUUUCAAUUUUGGCGAAUGAGGAAUCAAUGCAAAACCGUAUUCCUCGUGACGUAGGUUGUGCGUCAAACGGCUAAUCGAAACAAACUGUGCUUGAAAUUCAGCGUGCAUAAUAUUGUUCAAAUGAGGCCUUAAGCUGCGGUUUAAAAAAUAAAAUUGGAAUCCAAGCUUUCAUAAGGGACGAGAAAAUAUUCCGCGGCGCGGAGCUAUAUAUAUAUAUAUGUUCAAAACAGGUGUAAGGUAAAAUUUGUAAAAGCGGUAAAAGCGUAAAAAUGAUGUAAAGUAUGGUUGAAAGGUAUAGACGUUAAAACUUUGAAUAAAAUACAACAGUAUAAUGACCGAGUGUCUUUAGACAAAGGGUCUAGGUUUGUAUUUCAAAUUUGUUAUUUCUAUACAUUUUAUACCUACUAGGGCUAUCCGAGCCCGCGCGCUGGGCACUGGGCCACGCUGUCUCUCCGAAGAGAGACUAGUGAAAACAGGCUUGAGUGGCUUUGAAGGUAGCAUGCUUGCUUUCCUAACAACAUCCCCUAUAAUUGGUCAAAGUCAAAAUUUGACAAAAUUUCCAAAUUUCAUUAUUAAAAUGCAGAAAAAUAAGUAACUUCAGAUGAAACUACUACCAAAGAGCUUUCGUUUGAACGGUAUCACCGCAGCAUUCUCUCCAAAGACUCAAAAGUUGUAACCACCAGUCUCCAUCAUUCAUCCUCGAAGUGACAUGGCUUGCCAUCUGCAACGUCAAGAUCUGCUGCAACCCACUUACCAGUGUAUAUUAUAUUUUCAGAUUUGUUUUGGCGUCGCAUUUCUUGUAUGGACUGUGGGGUGUAAUACAGGAGGGCUUCUCAAGCACUGGUAACAUCAUGUUCAACUACCUGGUAUGUUUAGCAUCACAUUAGAGACUUUUAGAUUUGAAGACGACGACUACGACUUUGCAAAGACUUCUGGGAUUGUUACUGGGGACAAGGAAAAAAUUGACCAAUAGCUGACCGGCGCAUCGCCAGUAACCAUCCCAGAAACAAUUGCGGGAUGCAUGUCGGGCCCAGCUCCCUUCUCGUUUCUAAAGCGGCUAAUGAUCAGCGUCCAGUUGUUCAAAGGCCAAUUAGCGCUAACCCGGGGUUAAACUUUCAUCCGGGUUUCUUUUUCUUUUGUUUAAAGGCAUUUUCUCUGAUAAUUUUCCCUAUUUGUUUUUAGAGCAUACAAUCACCAAAUUGUAGACCAAAUGAAUUAAACUGAAUUUGCUUUUUAAGCUUUUAUAUCUGAAUUGAAAUUUCGCACUAACACCGGGUUAUUUUAACCCAGCUUUGACUAAACCCGCCCAGGUGUUUUUGUAGAGAAGUGAACACUCCCGACCACAACAGCUCCCUAACUUAAAAGCUGAUGUACAGUUUAACACCGGUUUUUAUGCGAACAAUGGACAAAAAGUGGUCAAUGAUUGCUGAGAAAGAUAUUACCGAUAGUUCUUUCGAAUCCUUCAGUCCCCAAUAUCCACGAAGAAAUUCUCCAGACUGAUCUCCAUACAUUUCCUUAAAGAUUUAGUUAAGAGAAUUUAAAAGAAAAUUAAAGCAUUUUCUCUUUGGUAAUUAAGAUUGCCAUAACCUGUUGUAGUGGUGUACGGAUAUUGUUAGAAAAAAUUGAUGUUGUUCACUCUUGGGACUAAAAGGUUAAGCCUGGUCAGUUUCCACGUGAUCGCUGCGAUUGCGGUGCGAUCUAUCAAAGCGAUCGUCUAGAAACCUGGCUUAACCCUGUAAACCCUAAGAUUCAGAGUGUAUAUUGUCUAUUAAACUGCAGAGCAGGCGUUUGUGAACGGAAACUCAGAGGUACAUUGAUCGCGGCCGCCAUCUUGAAAAGCCAAGAAAAAUACUACGGGAGGAGGGGGGGAAGACGAGAGGAGAAAACUUUUUCGUUCCCUUCCCCCCCCCGCCCCUUAAAAUCAGUUUUGGAUUCGUCCCAACUCUCUGGUAGAAUUGACGUCCAAGAUGGAGGGACAACGUCAUUCCCGAAAACAAAUCAUGGAUCGUGCCCAAAUACGCCUAUUGUCUUUACAUACCCCUAUCAUACUGAUGAGGAGUAUAUAUUUGUUUAACAGUUUAUCAGGACUUUUCAUCUGUUGAUUUUGUCUCUUUUCUCUCACGACCGUAAUGUUUUACUAAGAAGUGUUACGAUAGGGAGAAAUUCAAUGUUCGCCAGUCAUAGGGUUUAGAGGGUUUAGAGAUGAAAAGAACUUGUCCUUUGAUUAUUUGACUUUCUUCCUUAUUAUUGUUUCUUCCAGGAGUAUGCUGUGGCGCGGUUUGAAGCUUACGUACAACAUAAGAAAAAAUUGGGUCUUAUUUAAUGGGUUCUUUGUGAAAUGUUUGAAUUUAUUUUUAAUCAAGGUCGGAACUGAAAAAUUUCUAUUUGGAUAUUAAGAUUAUUGAUGUAAUAUAUAAAACAUAGCUUUUUUUCUUUCUAAUUGAAUGCGAAGGGAAGAAAGGGGAAUGCAAUACAUGUUUAAUCGCUAGAGGAGACGACUUGCCAACGAUCAUGGCAUCCUUCGACCUGAACGAUUUUUUACGAUCAUAAUCAAACUUAACAAGUGUAAAUGAAUAACAAACGUUAAAAGGCGAUAUGGGGUAUUUUGACUGUACAUUCGAAUCCCGAUAACUAGAACCUCCUAGGGAAAUCGAAGAAAGUUCGAGUUAGCGGGAGUUGGAAGGAAAUAACCGGAAAUAAGAAAGUAGGUAAAUGGAUGGGGAAGGGAAUGCAAUUGAGCAACAAAGUAUACAGGGAUAGAGGCUGAAUUUGAACUAGAGUGACAAAAAAGUAAAGACAAAGCAUUGACGCGGUUGUUUUGAAAUAAUUACAGUCCAGUGUACGGGUUUUUUUGCUUGACUUGUCUCACGCUCAUUAACAAAUGAUCGUCAGAAUCUGAGCAUGCGCAGUACGUGAAGUAGCUCCUUUAAAUUAUAUAGAAGUGAUCUGAAGGGAAACAAAAAUUACUUCGAGUUAGCGGGAGGGUCGAGUUAUCGAGGGUUCAAGUUACCGAGGGUAAAAUUACAGUAAAUGUAUGAGGGAAAUCCAGGGGAAAUCGACUUUGGUUCGAGUUAGCAAGGGUUCGAAUUAUCGGAAGUCAACUGUAUUUAACAAUAGGUACGCUUAAUUAAUUGUAGUUUUUAUUUCGAAUGAAUGGUUGGCGUGAGCGAUUGCUUCUUGCUUUGGUUAUCAUUCGCUUAGGCUGAAUUUUUAAUGAUAAAUAAUUGAACGUUGUUUUAAGUGGUUAAUAUUUAUAAUAAUUAUGAUAAUGAUAAUAAUAAUUACAGUAUUUUUUGUGUAAAGGCUGGUUUUCAAAAGCGUCUGAGUCGGAAUCGUAAGCGGAGUGGUAAAAAAGCGCUUAUAACCCAGUGAAAAUCAAAAAUCGGAGUCGUAAGGGGAAUCAUAAGCGCGACGGAAACGGAGUAGCAAGAAUCCAAUUAAUUCCGACCCCGCUUACGACUCCGUCGUUUACGAUCUAGUGAAAACCAGUUAGUCGGCGUCGGAAGCAGAAGCGGAAGGAUAAACCAAUCACAAUGCACGUUUCCACGCUUUGUGAUUGGUUUAGUUCUUCCGCUUCUCCUUUUGACCUCGACAACCUAGUUUUCACUUGGUCGUAAACGACGGAGUCGUAUUCGGAAACAGAACUCUGUUUCCGAAUACGAUUACGACUCCCGACUCCUACUCCGCCGUUAGUGAAAUGCAGCCUUGAUUUAGGCAUUUUGCCAUCAUCCUAACUCGACUUGUAGUCACAACUGUUCUUUCCAUUGCUUUCAUGACAAUAGCUUUUACACUCUUUAUGCCUUCUCCCAACACAGAUUUAUCUCUUGCACAUUUUUAAAUAUAUAUAAUAGUUUAAAAAAAAAUCAAACAAAGCAUACAUAGCAGCAACAAUAUAUCAGACUGAAGACACGGUAAUCUGAAGACUGAAGGGUUGACAAAAACCAAUGAAAAGACGAUAAGAAUUCAGUGUAUUGUAUUAAUGCUAAUUAUUUUAUACUCUCUUAAAAUGAAAUUAUGUUUCAAUUUCCAGCUGUGUUGCCAUCCUUAUUAACGAC